This is a messenger RNA of Hyaloscypha bicolor E, 165 nucleotides long. RefSeq lists its product as uncharacterized. The record is from RefSeq and is a predicted model, not a curated record. The annotation marks the transcript as partial. NCBI's taxonomy places the organism in Eukaryota, Fungi, Ascomycota, Leotiomycetes, Helotiales, Hyaloscyphaceae. The transcript has a single exon.
CUUUGGGUAUUUAAUAGAUCUGGACUAUAUAACUUCGAGAAGUUUAAUAUUUAUAAAAAGCCAGAGCGAUUUAUUAAAGUUCUUACUAGCUAUAUAAUAAUAUCUAAUAUAGAAUUGGGUUUAAAUAUAUUUAUUAAGUAUAAUAGUAAUAAUAAGUAUAUUAUU